AUGGAUUUUGUGACCCAUCUUCCUUCAUCUUUCGGACAUUCUGUAAUCUGGGUUGUCUGUGACAGAUUGACCAAGUUUGUACACUUCGUGGCUUUACCGACCCACUUCACCGCGCAAGACUUGGAAAGACGAUUUUCCAUUGAGAUCUGUCGGUUGCAUGGCGUUCCUAAAUCGAUUGUCUCGGACAGAGAUCCGCUGUUCUUGAGUGCCUUCUGGAAAGAGCUUUUCCGUGUCCAAGGAACAACCCUGAAGUAUAGUACGGCUUAUCACCCAGAAACUGAUGGUCAAACGGAAGUCGUAAAUCGAAGUUUAGAAACAUACCUUCGGUGUUUCACGAGCAACCUUCCACGCAUGUGGUUCAAAUUCCUUCACUUGGCAGAAUAUUGGCACAACUCCACAUUCCAUUCAUCCAUCAGCAUGACUCCCUUUGAAGCGCUCUACGGACGUGCACCCCCAGCAACAAAAGACUAUAUCCAAGGGAACGCAAGCAUCCCUUCUCUGGACUCCGCCCUGCUAAACAGACAAACAAUCAUUAACACUCUGAAACAUAACUUAGUUCGCAGUCAGAAACUCAUGGCCGUACAAGCAAAUAAGAAACGACGAGAUGUUACCUUUGCCGUCGGAGACUUUGCUUGGCUGCGUCUUCAACCUUAUCGGCAAACGUCGGUCCAACGGAGAACCUCACAGAAGUUAUCGAAGCGUUUUUUUGGACCUUUUCGGAUCUUGCGUCGUAUCGGACCCAUUGCUUACGAGCUUCAGCUUCCAAGCUCAUCUCGCAUCCACCCGGUUUUUCACGUUUCACAGUUAAGGGCUUAUCAUGGUAGUGACCCACAAAGAGACAUGGUACCCAUUCCAGAUUACAUUAGAGAGGAUGUUUUGGUGGAAAGUUCAAAAGAAGAUUUGGAGUUUACGACAAGCGAUGUUCAGAAAGAGAGUUCAGAGAUAGAACAAAGUACACAUGUGGGUUCCAAAAGAAGUGAAAAUCAAAACUCACGUUCUAACUCUCCUAUUUAUGGUACAGCGUCUCCCUCAUCUUUGUUGAGUCCAUCUUCACCGUCAAAAUUAAUUCCACCUGUCACCAAACCAUCUCCACCUUCCAUCCACAUUGGAUCCUCUUCAAAUCCUGUGUCCUCUUUUCAACUCCCCACCCCACGUGACUAUUCAAACCCACUAUUAAAAUUAAAUAAUGGUCACCAGCUGUACCCAACUUCCUUGAAACCUCACGUUUCCGCCCCUGGUUUUAGCAAAACCACUUCCUCUCCAUUCAAUGCUCAGCAGAACCGGGACCCACUAAAUCCUUCCCCACCGUCAGAUUCCCAACGGCCCUCCGUGCUUUCUUCUCCUCACGCCACCUAUCCUUCCUCGGGCCCCAAAACACCUUCCUCAUAUUCUGCCAACUGUUCCCCACUUGUGUAUCCCUCUGUUUCCGAGAUUCCACUUACGUGUUCUCCUCUCCGCCCUCAGAUUUUUCCAAGUGGGCCACUCAAUUCAGAUCAGGGCCCAAUCUCUUUUACACCUAACCUUGAGGACAAGGUUUUUAGUGGGCCGGAUAGUAAUGUUAGAGCGCUGGACAGGUCCAGGAGAGUCACAAAAAGGCCCAUAUGGCAGCAAGAUUUUAUUCUGGAAUAA
Messenger RNA from Vicia villosa (hairy vetch), 1629 nucleotides. RefSeq lists its product as uncharacterized. The record is from RefSeq and is a predicted model, not a curated record. Gene Ontology annotation, molecular function: nucleic acid binding. Gene Ontology annotation, biological process: DNA integration. Bases 1 to 1629 code for a protein of 542 amino acids. NCBI's taxonomy places the organism in Eukaryota, Viridiplantae, Streptophyta, Magnoliopsida, Fabales, Fabaceae. The transcript has a single exon.